CCCCGCUGCGGCGACAGAGCUUCCUUCUUCAGAACCUUCUAGACGAGGACAGAACCCCGCCACCCCAGCUGCCGUAUGCCCGUAUCCGCCCGCGGGCGAGGGCGAAACCUUCUUGUUUCCGGGGGCGGCCUUGCUCCGCAUGGAUCAGAGGAAGGCUAUCUUCCGCGCCAAGCUCCGCGAGACCAAGGACAAGCAGCAGCGGCGCAUCGACCCCUCGCUCGUCAGGUACAAUGAAUUUGAUCAGCCCAUAUGCAGAGUCUGCAAUAUUACGCUGAAGUCUGAAGCACUUUGGCCUGCACACCAAGUGUCACGGAAACAUCAUGAGGCGAAAGCUGCUGCGGCUGCUAAGGUUGCACCUGCAGCAGGUGCAGGGCCUCGAUUGAGUACCAAGCAGGAACAACCAGUGGAGUCUCACAAACAAAAAUCUUCCACACUACCUACCAAUUUUUUCGAUAAUCAGGGAACAAAAAGGCAAAGUGAUGAUACUGGUUCUGAAGGAAGGUCUGUGCGCCGUGAAGUUGCUGUUACUCAACUGAAGGCCAAAGAAGCAAGCACAGAUAAACCAUCUGUUAGGCUAGAUCAAAUGGCAAAGAAAGAGAGUCAAGCCAAUACCAAAGGAAUCCUUCCAGGGAAUUUUUUUGACUAUGCAGAUGAAGAGGAAGCUCCUGCUCCUAACGAGCUUAGUACAUCUGGAAACAUUGCCAAUUCCAAUCACAUGCAGGUGAAAGGUGUCCCUGAUGGCUUCUUUGAUAACAACAAAACUGGCAAUGGCACGCAAUCUAGUGAACCCACUUCAUUCUCUAAAGAAGCAAAGAGUUCAGAAACCACUCAAGUAAAAGCCUCAUUGCCUGAAGGUUUCUUUGAUAACAAAGAUGCUGAUCUCCGUGCACGUGGUAUCCAACCUCAGAAGGUUGACAUGAAUGAUGCGUACAAAGAAUUCGAGAAGGAAAUUCAAGAGGACUUGCAGGAAGUUGAUGACCGCCUUGAAGAAGAGGAGAUUGAUGCUGCUGCCGAGAGGGAGGAAUACUUGACUCUAGAGCAACAGGAGUACAGGCAGCGAGUAGAUAUGUUGAAGAAACAGCUCGUAGAGUCAAAAGCCGCCCGGACUGCUAAAGUAAAUAGCAAACCUGUUGGUAUGGACACAGAGUCCAGCAGCGACUCAUCAAGUGAGGAAGAGGAUGACAACACAGAUUUUGCGGUUGACUGGAGAGCGCAGCAUUUGAAAUGACAGAAACAUUUUGUAACUUGUAUCAACCUACCAUGGAAAUUAGAAUCCACCAUCAUCGAGAAUUGUAGCCCAGUUCUUCAGGUUUUAUUACAUGAAGAAAACUUUCUGUAGUUUCACAUCUUUCCUUCUCUCCCUCAGUAGAACCAUUGGCAACUCUGUAUACAGUGGAGUUUUGACUACCAUGAAUUGACUGCAAAUCGCUUAAGGUGACUGAUUGAACCUUGUUGGAGCGAAGAUUAACUUGUUCCGAAACGGACUGGACAUUGAAUACUAUACGUGCUGCUCUUAAUUU
Molecule: messenger RNA, 1520 nt
Organism: Setaria italica (foxtail millet)
Lineage: Eukaryota; Viridiplantae; Streptophyta; Magnoliopsida; Poales; Poaceae
Product: zinc finger protein 830
Exons: 7
Coding region: 140-1228 (362 amino acids)
Biological process (GO): mitotic DNA replication checkpoint signaling; mitotic DNA damage checkpoint signaling; nuclear DNA replication
Cellular component (GO): nucleus; spliceosomal complex
Molecular function (GO): zinc ion binding; nucleic acid binding
Source: RefSeq, a predicted model, not a curated record